UUACCGUUAUCUCUAAAAUCUCUCACUCACGCAUGCAUUAAUAAAAGACCUCCAUCAAUUCCAAACACAACCCUUUUAGUUUUAGUUCCUCACACAAACACCCAGAGAGCUACUGCCAUGAAGAGACAAGACGCCGUGUCUUCUUCGCGGCGGGAAGGCUCGCCGGAAAAUCUACAUACAAAGAGCAUCGGCUGCAUGUCCGGCAUUUUCCAACUCGUCUACGGAUCAAACCAGAGCCGUAGAUUCCUCACCUUCGGAAAAAGGCAGGAAAAUAACGCAGUCUCGUCUCCAAAGAAAUCGGUAAAUAAUUCAGUGGCAAAUAUCGAAGCCGAAAUUUCAAAAGAAGAAAAUAAAAUUAGUACAAUCCAGAGAUUCUCUUGCGAUGUACCUAGAAGUCCGACAUUGCCCGCCGAGAUCCGGCGAUCCAACUCGGUUAACUCGCCGGAGAACUUCCGUGCUCCACCGGCACUGGUGGCGCGUCUGAUGGGGCUGGAGGAAGGUCCAGUAAUGACUCCGGAAUCCACUGUGGAGAAAAGGCGGAAGCUAUUGAGAGCGCUGGAGAGAUGCGACGAGGACUUGAAUGCGCUGAAGAAGAUCAUCGAGGUUGUUAAGAAUAAUGUUAGCGCUGCCGGCGGAGGAGAUAGUGGAGAUGAGAAGAUCAAACGGUGUUCGUCGAGCCCAGUGGUGGUGUCUCAUCAUCGUCACGUGGUUCUCGACGAAUUCGCUCGCUGUGCUGUUAGUGGAGGGGACGCCAAACGUCACGCGAACGCUCGAGUGAUGACUCAACAACAACAACAAAGACAGCAACGGAAGAUUAUAAAACCUGUAGAAGAGGGAAUCGGCAACAACAUUUUCACAGAAAAGUUGAUGCCAACAGAAUGGAUUGAAGCCAAGACAAGCAAUAUCCAUAGCAGCAAUAUUGAUGAAGACUACUACGAAAUGUGGAAUGACAAGGUAAUGAUAGAGACUGUGAAUGAGAUAUGCAGGGACAUUGAUUGGGGCGAGAAGCGUGAGAUUGGAAGAAUAGGGUUGGCAUUACAUGACCGUAUUUGGAGAGACUUAGUUGAUGAGAUUGUUAGAGAUAUGAAGUGUUUUGUUGAGGUUCAUUCUUGUUCUUUGCCACUUGAGGCUUGUAGGAAAAGACUACGUUUCUAGCAUUGCAUAGUAAUACCACAUUUGACCCCCCAUUUAAGGACACGUUUUCUUGAGCUCUUAAGUUAUGGUUUUGGGAUUUACUUAUGGUACCUACUUAUGUAGGAAAUAUUGUUAUGUCCCAUUUGAGGCUUGUAGGAAAAGACUACGUUUUUAGUGUCCUAAAAGUAUAACAUGUACAUUUGAUUGUAGGUCAUCUAUAAGAACAUGCAUAGCAUUUUUUUUUU
Tripterygium wilfordii is the source of this 1379-nucleotide messenger RNA. RefSeq lists its product as uncharacterized. The transcript is spliced from 3 exons. NCBI's taxonomy places the organism in Eukaryota, Viridiplantae, Streptophyta, Magnoliopsida, Celastrales, Celastraceae. The record is from RefSeq and is a predicted model, not a curated record. Bases 118 to 1155 code for a protein of 345 amino acids.